Tetranychus urticae (two-spotted spider mite) is the source of this 2737-nucleotide messenger RNA. RefSeq names its product tripartite motif-containing protein 2. The record is from RefSeq and is a predicted model, not a curated record. NCBI's taxonomy places the organism in Eukaryota, Metazoa, Arthropoda, Arachnida, Trombidiformes, Tetranychidae. Gene Ontology annotation, cellular component: nucleoplasm. Gene Ontology annotation, molecular function: zinc ion binding; protein binding; ubiquitin protein ligase activity.
UUUAGACUCUCUCUUUCUCUCUUUUUUUAUUUUGGAUGUUGUUCAGUUAUUCAAUGUUUUGAUCGUAAAAAUUCAAGUAACAAGAUAAAUUAACUGUCCAUUUACGGAUUACACCAAAUUGUGUGACUUUUGUGAUUAUUGGAGAGGGAAAGGCUAUCAAGAAUAUAUUGGGAAAAGGGAGAAAGUAAUGAAAAAUAACUAUAUUUGAAAAGAGAACGCAACCAAAACAACAUAAAUUGCUCCUGUGGAGGAGAUAAAGAGGAUGACCACCACAUCAACUCUUGUUGAAACGGUUUCGAUUGAUUAUGAAGAUUUCACUGAAGGUUUCCUCACCUGUGGUACCUGUUUAAAUACUUAUGACGCUGGUCAACACGCACCUAAACUGUUAACAUGUAGCCAUACUUUGUGUAAAAUGUGCUUGGAAUCUAUCUGUAGUCAACCCGGAGUACCAGAGAUUGGCUCAUUUAGGUGUCCAAUCUGUCGUGAACUAAUCCAUCUGCCCAGAGAAGGUGUUAUAAAUUUUCCUCCCUCAUUUCUGGUUAACCAGUUACUCGAUCUGGUUAAUCGUCAAAGGAGAGAGGUUAUACCAAAGUGUUCCAGCCAUGUGACCCAAGAGCUUCUCUUUUGUGAAACUUGUGACAUUGUUUUCUGUCUACUUUGUAAUAAUGGAUCUCAUUCAACAAUCAACUGUAAACAUACUGUAAUACCCUUUGCAGUUGCAAUUAAACGUAUGUCCGAAAUAUUGAUGUACAAAGCACACCAAUGCAUUGCCAAAUAUAAUGAAGCCCAUGAAAACGUAACAACUGAGAUCCACAAGCUUGAUCAAAAUGCUGAACAAGCAUUUGAGGAUAUAAACCGUACAUUUCAAGAGAUUAUUAAUUUGGUUGAAAGGAGACGUCAAGAUGUUCUUUCAAUUGCGAAAAAAAUGAAACAAGACAAAGUUAACAUCUUAGAAAAUCAAUUGAGAUUGAUUGAAGGAGAAAAGGCUAAAAUUGAAGCUGAAUGUGAUGAUUAUUCGCAUCAAGUGGACUUGCGAAAUAUUACUAAAAAAAUUGAAGAGCUUAAUGAAAAAAUUGACUCCAUCAAUGGUUUACUGGAACCUAGAGAGAAUUGUUUUAUUCGUUAUGAACAUCUUCACAAUUCAGCUGUAAAUUCAAUUCAAACUGCAGUCAACUCUUUUGGUACUGUUCGAUCAAGUAAAACAUUCCCGCCUCUCUGUGAAGCCAACAUAGGUAAAUGUGUUGCCAAGCUUCGUACUUCUGCCAAUAUAAUUACUUACGAUUAUGCUGGUUCAAGGCAAAGGUUUGGAGGAGAUCCGGUUACAGCAGAGCUUCGUUGUCUUACCGAUGAAUCAAAUGUUCCAGUUAAAAUAGUGGACAAAAACGAUGGUACUUAUGAAGCUCAGUUUAUAGCACCUAAAGGAGGAAAAUAUUGCCUUCUUGUGUCAAUUUUUGGCCGUCCAAUCAAAACUUAUCCUCUUGAAUUUGAGGCAACUCUUCAAAUAAAUCCAAUCUGUAUCUAUGGAUCCAGAGGCAAUGAGCAGCACGCUUUCCUUCAACCAGUGGCAAUUGCCAUUAGUGAGACAAAUGAUCAAAUUUAUGUUUUAGAUACAGGAAACUGUCGAGUCAAAAUACUGUCCCAAAAUGAUUGUAAUAAUUCACCCUUUACCUGUGUUUCCCACAUUGAUGGCCUGGAUCGUUCGGUUACCGGUAUGGCCCUGGUUCCCGAAUCGGGUACAAUUCUAGUCAGUAAUUGGUCUACCCGUACAAUAAGUGAACUCACUGAUACUGGUAAAGUUUUACGGUACUUUAGUCAUCGUGAUCUUCGUGAGCCAACCCAUUUAUGUGUCAAUAGUCAGCGUGAAAUUAUUGUCGCUGACAAUGGUGCCCAAGCAGUUUUCAUUUUUCAUCCGUGUGGUAAAGUCAAUCGAAGAUUAGUGAACAGUGCAAAUGGAACCAGCAAAGCUGGUGGAAUGUCUAAUGUUGCAAGUGGAAUAGGAAACAGUAAAGGUUUCGGUGUUAUUGGAGCUAUUACCAUGGGACCUGACGAUGAGAUUAUUGUUGCCGAGUCAAGGAUUAAAAUUUACUCAAAAGAUGGAUCAACUUUAUUACGAGAGAUUGCCUCCGAUUCUUGGGGUAAAGGUGAUACUUACGGUGGACUGUGUUAUGAUAAAAAGGGUCACCUUUUAGCAACCAAAUCGGAACGAGGCAAAGUUUAUGUGCAAGUGUAUGAUUAUUAUUCUGGUCAUUUGAAGUUAACAAUUGACAGUAUGGAUGCUAAACUAAAAAGAGCCAGUGGAUUAGCAACAACUAAUGAUUAUCAUGUGAUUGUAGUCGAUCUCGGUAAUGAUUGCAUAAAAAAAUAUCGAUACCAUUAAUAUGUAAAUGAUGGCUCAUGAAUCGAGCAAGAUUGACAGAUAAAGAAACACAACAGACUUCAUUCAAAUAGCACAAUUGCUUAAUCCUGUCAUCAAUGCCACCGGUAUUAAUAUGUUUCUUUACUCUCAUUACCAUUACCAUUCGCACAUCCACCAUCAUCCAAACGACUUAUUACUUAUUAUCGCCUCUUUUUUUGCAUUUUUUCAUUGUCAUCAUUUUCAACACCAAAUUAUUAGGAAUCUUUCGCAAAUUCCCAUAAACAUCUAAAACAAAAAUAAAAUAUUAACAUAAACGCAUUAAAUUCUAAUGAAUUGAUUAAAUUAAAUAUAAAUAAAAAAAGAAAAUAUUGAAUAUCAAAA